Ustilaginoidea virens is the source of this 2115-nucleotide messenger RNA. RefSeq lists its product as uncharacterized. Gene Ontology annotation, molecular function: serine C-palmitoyltransferase activity; pyridoxal phosphate binding. The transcript has a single exon. The coding region runs from base 1 to 2115 and encodes 704 amino acids. Gene Ontology annotation, cellular component: serine palmitoyltransferase complex. The record is from RefSeq and is a predicted model, not a curated record. Gene Ontology annotation, biological process: ceramide biosynthetic process; sphingosine biosynthetic process. NCBI's taxonomy places the organism in Eukaryota, Fungi, Ascomycota, Sordariomycetes, Hypocreales, Clavicipitaceae.
AUGCCCCGCAAACUGGCAAACCCCUUUUCAACCUCUUCCGCCAUGUCACAGUCUGAAAAGGUUGGCGAACGACGUCCCUCAACAUCCAAAGGAAACCGCAUCAGCCAAUUCUUCUCCUCAAGUCCCAAGUCCAAGGAGCACUCCUCCGCCCAGCAGGCGCUACUCGCCAUGCAGCAGCAGCAGCAGCAGCAGCAGCAGCAGCAGCAGCCGCCGCCGCCGCACCAUCCUCAGCAGCAGCAUCUGCCUCUGCCGGUUGCGACCCCAUUCCAGCAGGCUCAAGCCAACGGGUUGCCGGCUGGCAUCUCGCCUUCGUCCCCUUCACUUCCUAUUAUAUCCUUGUCCACCGCCGUUGCUGGCGAUCACAACAGCUCCGAACCCCCUACGACAACCCUUUUCCGGCCCAGGUCGGCGGAGGAAAUGGAAAGAAAGAGACGAGCAGAUGCUCAGUUUGGCCCUCUGUGCCACUCCAGUCACCUCUACGUUAGCAAGUCUCAUGGCGUUCCUCUGGAACCACCUGUUGAAGACGAGCCUCCCUAUUAUUUUCUCCUCACCACCUACAUCAGCUACCUCCUCCUCAUCCUCGUCGGCCACAUCUGCGACUUUUUCGGCAAGAGAUUUGGAAACAAGAAACACUACGACUCCCUCAAGGUUCAGAAUGGCUAUGCCCCUCUCAAUGAUGAUUUCGACAGUUUUUACACUAGGCGGUUAAAGAUGCGCCUGGACGACUGCUUCGCCCGCCCGACCAUUGGCGUUCCAGGACGCUACAUCACCCUCAUGGACCGCAAGUCGGACGACAACAACCGCACGUAUCGAUACACCGGGACCUACACCGAGACCCUCAACAUGAGCUCUUACAACUACUUGGGAUUCGCCCAGUCCGACGGCCCCUGCGCCGAUGCCGUGGAAGAAUGCGUCAGACGAUACGGCGUCACCUCUGCCAGCCCUCGAGCCGACGCUGGCACGACCGAUCUGUCUCUGGAGGUGGAACGGGAAAUCGCAGCUUUUGUCGGCAAACCCGACGCCAUGGUCUUCUCCAUGGGCUAUGUCACCAAUGCCAGUUCCUUUCCUGCUCUUGUCUCCAAGGGCUGUCUCCUCAUUUCGGAUGAGCUGAAUCACGCUUCCAUCCGUAUCGGAGCCCGACUCUCUGGCGCCGUCAUUCAGUCAUUCAAGCACAACGACAUGUCCGACUUGGAGCGUGUUCUCCGGGAGAACAUCUCUCAGGGACAGCCGCGCACCCACCGGCCGUGGAAGAAGAUCCUUGUCGUCGUGGAAGGCUUGUAUUCCAUGGAGGGAACCAUGUGCGACCUGCCCGGCGUGCUGGCUUUGAAGGACAAGUACAAGUUUUACCUCUUUGUUGACGAAGCCCAUUCCGUCGGCGCCCUGGGACCUCGCGGCCGCGGCGUCUGCGACUACUUUGGCAUCGACCCCGCGCGGGUGGACAUUUUGAUGGGCACCUUGACCAAGUCCUUUGGCGCCAACGGUGGCUACAUUGCGGCCGAGAAGCACAUCAUCGACAAGCUGAGGAGCACAAACGUGUCGACGCAAUACGGCGAGUCGCCCGCUCCAUGCGUCCUCAUGCAGAUUCUCGCGUCUUUGAAGCUCAUCACGGGCGAGCUCUGCCCCGGCCAGGGUGAGGAGCGGCUGCAGCGCAUCGCGUUCAACUCGCGCUACCUGCGACUCGGCUUGAAGCGUCUUGGGUACAUUGUCUACGGCCACGACGACUCCCCCAUCAUCCCCGUGAUGCUGUACAAUCCCGGCAAGAUGCCGGCCUUUAGCCGAGAGAUGCUGAAGCGCAGGAUUUCCGUCGUCGUCGUGGGCUAUCCUGCGACACCCUUGAUCAGCUCCCGUGCGCGCUUCUGCGUGUCUGCCGCCCACAACAAGGACGACCUCGACAGGCUCUUGGCAGCCUGCGACGAGGUUGCCGAUGUCAUCCAGCUCAAGUUUUCCACCGGUGUAGCCGGCGGGCUCGAGCCACUGCCGGCGACGGUUGAUGUUGCCCCCGAGCGAGAGAGCGAAUGGAGAAGGGCCAACGGAGUGCCCAUGACGCCUCCCCGCUGGACUGUCCAAGACAUUGUGCGGUGCGGUGUGCGCGAUGCCAAGCGCCCUCUGCGGUGA